GAAUUCCAAGUUUGCUCUUAAAAUUACUUUCGUUUUCAUAAUUAGUUCGAUAUGGCAGCGUGUUUUUGAAGUAAAUUUUAUUUUGUAGGAAGUAACGGAGAACUGAUAAACAAAAUUUUAUCGAAUUUCAAGCACAAUCUGAGAUAAAAACAUGAUGGAUGUGACAGUAAAAACCCUGGAUGGGCAGAACAGAAACUACAGUGUACCUGAAGAUAUCACUGUGAAACAGUUUAAAGAGAAAAUAGCAAACUCAAUAAAUAUAUCAGCUGAGAUCCAGAGGCUGAUAUUUCAGGGGCGUGUGAUGCAGGAUGAAAAACACAUGAAGGAUUAUGAUGUACAUGGAAAGGUGAUUCAUGUGGUCCAGAGAAUGCCUCCAUCCAGUACACCUCGACCUGGAGGGGGCGCCACCAACACAGAUACACCACCAACAGGUGGAGCCACUGGUGAACAAAACCUUCACAGUACAUUGAUUGGUUCCUUUAUCAAUUUGCCAUCAGAUGUAGCUGAUCCAAACCAAGUUCAUAAUAUUGUACAACAAGCAGUCAGUAACAUGGGGGAUAUGGGAAGGAAUGCCCGAGUUACAACCAAUGCAUCUGAUGACGGUUCAUCUGUGGAUGUGCACAUUCAUCUAGGACAAGUUCCAGGAGCUAGACAAAGUGAAUCGCAACUUAGGAUUAACCAAGCAAGACGCAUGUUGCAGAUGUCACGAGAAAACCUUGACAAACUUGAUAGGCUUGAAAACCCCCCAGCGGAGGAGCAGCAACAGACCAAUACAGACCAAGGAACCAGAGAUUCUCCGAUGGAGGUGUCUGAAUCAAACCAACCAAUAGCUGAGACCACGACCAGAAAUACUUCAGAAUCCUCCCAGUCACAGGCAUCAGUACAAUCAGAAACACCAUCACAGCCAGAGGCUCCAGCAACACCACAGACACCUUCAGCCACUGUACCAGAACCUCAAACCACAUCCAGCCAAUCAAAUCCAUCCACAGGAAAUAGUAAUUCAGCCAAUGGCAGUUCCUCAGACACGCCAAGGAGACCAGGGCGCCCACAUAUUUCUGUGGUGGCUGAUGUGUUGGAGGAAGUUAGAGAGGUAAACAGUCGCUUACAGCCACACAUGGACAAUUACCAGAGAAUAGUACGUGAAGAUAGACAGCUUCCUGCAGAGGAGACUCGCAAGGCCCAGGAAGUAUGUAACCUUGUUGGGGAGAUCCUACAUGCCAUCAGCCAUUGUUAUCACAGUCUGAGUGACCUAAUGGUGGACAUGGGAGAGCCAUCACCAAGACAACUUUACGCGGCAAUAGUUCCAGCUGCUAUCCCUGCAGCUGUCAUACAACAGACCAUACCUAUACAUGCCCAGAUCAAUGUUGGAGGGCCUCAAGUUGCCCAGAGAAACAUGGCCACUCAGUCCUCAGUAUCAACUUCAUCCACAGCCACAUCUACGUCACAAGCCUCCAGUAAUGCUGCCUCACAGACAUCCUCUGCUGGUCAGUCUACAGGAACUGCAACACCCUCCACUGCCCCUGGAGCCACACCUGGAGCCACACCUGUUGUUACCAGGGCUAGUACUGACCCGUACGUGUUCCUGGAGGUUGGGCCUGACAAUGCUGUCACUGUCAAUAGUAUUACAGCCCAUGUCAUAUCCUCAGAACAGGAGGUCCCCAACACCUCAGGACCAAGCACAGGUUCCACAAACACAGCCCCACAGGGUGUUCAUGUUCAAGGUCACAAUGUAACACAGGACAUCAUCAACAACAUUGUGAGCUCAGUUAUGCACGCCCAUACCGGCCCAAGAAUAGGACCAGGUCAUGUGUUAGGCGUAGAUCCAAACAGUCUACGUUUAAGAAGGAGUACAUUUCCCUCAUCAUCUGCCAAUACAGCUCAAGCCGGUAGCCAAACCACGUCACAGAGUUCAAACACCUCGGGGACCCAGACCAGCACCCCUGCUUCCGGGCCAUCAAACACUUCAGGCACUCAAACGUCAAAUGCACCUACUAACUCAUCCGGGACACAGACUGGAGUGCGUGCACCACAAGCCGCAGCUUUUGUUGUGCCGGGAAUGCCAGCGAUGAUGCAGCGAAUUCCAACUGCCGGAGCAGCCUCUGCCGACCCUUUCCUUCCCUGUGCAUCUCGUCACUUCCUCCGGCACCAGGCCAGGAACAACAACAAUACACCUGAGAAUCAAGGGGUAAAUGCUGGAGGUAUAAUUGGGGAGUUCCUCAGUAACCUGGCUGGAGAGGUAAACCCCCAUCUUCAGGGAAUGCCCCACCCAAACAGGACACCCACAUCAACAUCUGCUUCAGGAGCAGCCACAAGUCAGACAUCUACAUCUGUUUCGUCAUCUUCCAACUCCUCUUCAACAUCGUCCACUUCUAGUACGACCAGUACCUCCAAUAUGGGGACAGGCUCCAUGCCCUUCAACCCUUUUGCAGGUUUGUUUGGUGCCAUAGGGGGUGCUCCCCCAACUGGGAUAAAUAUACGAAUGCCUGCGGGAAUGGCUGGAAUGCCACGAAUGCAGGGAAUACCAGGAAUGCCAGGAAUGCCUGGAAUGCCUGGAAUGCCUCAUGGUAUGCCUUUUCUACCAGGCCUGGCAUCAAUGUUUGGACAGGCAGGCCAUCGCCCAGCAGCAGGAACUAACCAAAGCAAUAGUAGCUCCACUACUACGUCCACCACCUCAACAGGGACAAGUCAGACAUCUCCAACAGCAGGAGCGGAGCCUGCAUUUGUACAGCAGCUCAGAAACCUUCUACAGACAGGAAUGGGUUCAAUGCCCUCACCAGCUGCUGGAACACCCAACACAGGAGCAACACCUACCCCUCCAGCUCCGGCUCCAGCUGCAACUCCAACUGCAACUCCAGCUGCAACUCCAGCUCCGACUCCAGCCCCAAGCACCCAGGGGACGACUCAAGGAACAAGCACAGGAACAGACCCAACUAGCACCACAUCACAACCAGUGAUGACAGACGAGGCAUUCACACAGCUAGUACAAGGCAUUGGGUCUAUGAUCACCCAGACAGCUGUUGGACAGCCUCCUUCACAGACACUUGCUGAAUUUCUUGGCUCCUUAGGGGAUGGUUAUAAUAUGGCACAAGGAGAAGGAUUCUUCAAUGAUGUCUACUCAUGUCUUUCAUCCCAUCUCACAUUUCCUGACCUCGUGCAAGUUUUCUACGGCAAUAGGGCACCUCUACAAAACGUGCGUGUACCGUUACAGGAUUUCUUACGACAGCGUGUGUUGGAGGGCAGAGAACCAACAAUGGAAAACAUAACAGAAGCCUCCAACAGACUUGUGGAGGAGAUGUCGGAGGAGAUUGAAGCAUGUGCAAAUGUUGCAGAGGCUAAGCCUGACAUAGAUAUGGUGGAGACUCUGAACAAUUUUUUUAGACAACAAUUUAGUGCCACAGUCCGCAUGAUCAUGUUAGCAGAUGAAUCUAACACAAAUUUUGGUAACCAGUUUUAUGAGCGAAUGCGGAUGAGUUUGGCAGAACUGAUUGUUCUCACAAGAUCCUGUUUAGUGGAAGGCCAGACAGCAUUACAGAGAAUAAUACAGAGCCGACUUAAUGCCAUGACUCGAGGUGUGAACCCUAUGAUCCAGCAGUGGAUGUGUAAUGUCAUCACUCAACAACUGAACCAGUUCCUACCUACAAUCACCAUUACCGAUGCCAACGUUCAUUCCUAUGUUGUUAAAAAAGGCACUAAAAAACAGACCUCAAACACAUCAAAGAAAAAUGAAGCCGCAACAGCAGUUGCCAUGGAAACAAGUCCACCUAUGGUGUCACCAGGUGCUUCUCAAGUAGAUUCUCCAGAGCCAAUGGAGACCCAAAACAUCAACACUGGAGCAUCAGUUGCACAGCCGCCACGUCCACAACCUGCUACAGCAGCAGCCACCAAAAUUCCUGCUGCAAAGGUGAAAAAAGAGGAGCCCAAGGCAGACUCUCCAGGUGCAGCAGCAAGUGGCGAGUCCUGGGAGGUGGAGGUCAACCCUGAAUGGGUACCAAUCAUAAACAGUGACAUAGAGAAACAGAAACACCAGCGUCCUCAGCCAGCCUACAGUGAUACUUACCUACAGGGCAUGCCAGCCAAACGCAGGAAGAUAAUGGGACAUGAAAGUCAAGUGAAUUUCUCAAAUCCAGAAGAGUCGGUCCCUCUGUCUUUACGACGAGCAGUAGCAGCAGCAGGGGUUGAACCAAUCAGCAGUCUUGAAAAUAUGACAAGUGAGGCAUCGGACAAUAAUGAACUACAGCAUGCUUUUGAUGAGCAAGUGUUGAGCAGUAUAAGAGAUCGUUUGGACAGUGAUAGUGAUUAUAGGCCUGAACAGUUCCCCAACACUGAUCGCUACUAUCAUAAAAAUAACAAAAAGUGAGUUUAUAUGGCCUACGUCGGUGGAUUGUAAAUACACGGCUUUAUUAUCAGUAAGGGUAAGCUUGACCUUGCCAUUGGUGAAUUUGUAUGAUUACUGUUCCAAUGUGACCUUAAUACCACAGAGAAUGUGUCUCUGAUAGAUAACUUAUAAUACUGUGAUAUCGCAGAGAAUGUUAGGUCAGGUCGGGUCAAUGUCAUAACCCAUCAGUCUAAACACAUCCAGUUGGGUCAGUGUUGUCACUUGUCUGUCUAAACACUCUCAGUUGAGUCACAGUCAUCACCUAUCAAUCUAAACACUUUCUGUUGAGUUAUAGUCAUUACCUGUCAGUCUAAACACUUUCAGCUAGGUCAGUGUUGUAACCUGUCAGUCUAAACACUUUCAGCUGGGUCAGUGAUGUAACCUGUCAGUCUAAACACUUUCAGCUGGGUCAGUGAUGUAACCUGUCAGUCUAAACACUUUCAGCUGGGUCUGUGAUGUAACCUGUCAGUCUAAACACUUUCAGCUGGGUCAUUGGUGUAACCUGUCAGUCUAAACACUUUCAGCUGGAUCAGUAAUGUCACUUAUUAUUCUGAACACGUCAUGUUUGGUCAGUGUUGUCGCCUGUGAGUCUUAACCCCUCAAUCUGGUCAGUGUUCUAACCUGUCAGUCUUUACAAAGUCUUGCUUUGACCGUUAAUCAAGGAUGUUGCUGAUCAACCUGAACAGUCAUUAAGCCUUAAUUAAUUAAAUGAGUGUUUUUUUAUUAAAGUUUUGGGCUGUUAUUCAUAUACUGCCCUGGCUGGCGCACUUAAUCACAGACAAUUAUACCACAUAUAAUUAAAGGACAGAACGAUGGUCACAUGAUAUUGGUUUUCAGAAGGAUGGUCACAUGAUAUUGGUUGACAGAACGAUGGUCACAUGAUAUUGGUUGACAGAACGAUGGUCACAUGAUAAUGGUUGACAGAACGAUGGUCACAUGAUAAUGGUUGACAGAACGAUGGUCACAUGAUAUUGGUUGACAAAACGAUGGUCACACGAUAUUGGUUGACAGAACGAUGGUCACACGAUAUUGGUUGUCAGAACAGUGACCAGACCUUUUUCACCUUUGGUAGCCAAAGAUUAUAGCCCAAUUGUGGUUUUGGUGAAUUAUCGCCCAAUUGUGGUUUUGAUGAAUUAUAGCCCAAUUGUGGUUUUGAUGAGUUAUAGCCCAAUUGUGGUUUUGAUGAAUUAUAGCCCAAUUGUGGUUUUGAUGAAUUAUAGCCCAAUUGUGGUUUUGAUGAAUUAUAGCCCAAUUGUGGUUUUGAUGAAUUAUAGCCCAAUUGUGGUUUUGAUGAGUUAUAGCCCAAUUGUGGUUUUGAUGAAUUAUAGCCCAAUUGUGGUUUUGAUGAGUUAUAGCCCAAUUGUGGUUUUGAUGAAUUAUAGCCCAAUUGUGGUUUUGAUGAAUUAUAGCCCAAUUGUGGUUUUGAUGAAUUAUAGCCCAAUUGUGGUUUUGAUGAAUUAUAGCCCAAUUGUGGUUUUGAUGAAUUAUAGCCCAAUUGUGGUUUUGAUGAAUUAUAGCCCAAUUGUGGUUUUGAUGAAUUAUAGCCCAAUUGUGGUUUUGGUGAAUUAUAACCCAAUUGUGGUGAAAGGAUGAAAUAUAGGAAAAGAUUGAAAGAGGAAAAAAGAAAACACUGAUUUGGGAAUUGUGGAAAUCUUCACAAUAAUUGGAAAAAAUGUGAUGAUAAAGGGGAUUGAACACAUUGGUGUAUGUUGAUUUUAUGUGAAUCCCCUUCAGUAUAUUAUGCAAAUGUCAAGGUGGCAAUAACAACAGUUUCCAUGUAGAUUUGCCUUCGUUUUUGUUUUGUGAUACAUCAAUAUUAGUAUUUUAUGUGUACAAUGUAUGUUAUAUAUAGUUUUAAGAUAUCAAGGUUUUAUCUCACAAUAUCUGCGGAAAACUUAUCCUGUUUGUUAUUCGUCAGUCAAGUCCGAUUCACCCAUGUUUUGUCGUUCUUAACAUACAGGUUUCCGGACAUCAAAACAACACAGUAGUAGUAAAGAAGCCUAGCUCCUUAGUCUUUAUUUAAAAAAUCCAGGGAUUAUUCCUGCUGACUGAAAUUGAAAUUAAAAAUUCUUUUAAAUUA
Ylistrum balloti is the source of this 6455-nucleotide messenger RNA. Its product is annotated as large proline-rich protein BAG6-like. The transcript is spliced from 23 exons. Gene Ontology annotation, molecular function: misfolded protein binding; polyubiquitin modification-dependent protein binding. NCBI's taxonomy places the organism in Eukaryota, Metazoa, Mollusca, Bivalvia, Pectinida, Pectinidae. The coding region runs from base 152 to 4357 and encodes 1401 amino acids. The record is from RefSeq and is a predicted model, not a curated record. Gene Ontology annotation, cellular component: BAT3 complex.